This is a messenger RNA of Prorocentrum cordatum, 2090 nucleotides long. Lineage: Eukaryota; Dinophyceae; Prorocentrales; Prorocentraceae. The record is from the annotation of a GenBank genome assembly.
CUCCUCCUCCUCCUCCUCCUCCUCCUCCUACUCCAAGGAUGACCCCGACAGAGCCCGUAGCCAGCCGUUGCGGCCCGAGUCAAGUCCAGUACGCAGUCUAAUUUCGCCCACCGGCCAAGCCACGUUCCCUCCCCGCACAGUUUCAGUUUGGGCUGCGUCCGCGAAAGAGAAUGCGCGUAGUCACCCGUUUUCACCUGUGUCGAUUCUUCUUCGCCUGUACACUUUUGUCGAAUGCGCAGCCAGGGUGUAACAGCACGUUGACGCACCAAUGUUCAUGCGGUGGCACGGAGGCGGUGUGCACGAGGAUUGGCACAAGGACGACUGGGUGCAUGUCGUGUAAUACAACCUACGGUUGCUACGAUUCAACCACGCACCAGUGUUCGUGCGGUGGCAGUGAGACUGAGUGUUCCAACUCAGGACGACUGUGGACGGACCAGUGCUCCGCGUGCGCCACAACUGAGGGGUGUUACGAUUCGGUCACACAUCAGUGCUCAUGCGGUAGCACCAAGACAGAGUGCAUCUCUGCACACGUUUGGUCUGACCAGUGCACAUCUUGCGCUGGCGGUACAGGCGAUUUUGAAGAGCUGUGGGGCUGCUAUGACCACAUCGUCCACAAAUGCGAUUGUAGCAUUGACGUGGAUACGUGCGACGAUCAAGGUCGCACUUGGACGAGUGGUUGCAAUUCAUGCGCUCAGGAGACGACUGGCGAGCCAAUUCGCGAGGGUUGUUACAGCCUGCUGACUCACGAGUGCGACUGCGAGAGCACUGAGACGGGCUGCGAGCAUGCCGGGGAUACCUGGACUCAGUGCACGUCGUGCGGCGAAGGCACGGACCAGACAUCAGACGCAACUGCGCGGACGCUUGGCUCUGCUCUGAUUUGUACCCUCGUCGUGUUCGUUUUGUUGCCCGCCCCUUCCUCGGCAAGAGCUGGCUGCUACGACCACAUCGACACCCACACGUGCGACUGCUCGGUGGACCUGGAGCACUGCGAGCAGGUCCGUGGCCACAUCUGGACGGACGGGUGCAGGACCUGCGACGCCUCGCUGGGGGUCGACCACGCCGAGUGCAACCGUGAGCACUCCUGGGGUUGCUUCGACCAUGCCGAGCACGCGUGCGACUGCUGGAUCUCCCAGGUGGCGUGCAAUCUGAACAUGUCCACGGACACCUGGACUCAUCAGUGUUGGAGUUGUUGCUGGCACUCGGUCUGGGGGUGUUUCGAGCCAAGCAGCGGCUGCCUCUGCCGGAUCCCUGAGGGGGCUUGCACCCGUGAUUUUCCGGCGGCGACGUGGUCAUUCAGAUGCCACGAGUGCGAGGGCGUUGACCCGGAGCCCGACACCGACAAGCAGCAGAUGAACAUCGGGCACAUCGUCAUUGCAUGCGCAGUUUCCCUCUCGUUGUGUUGCGCGGCCUCCCUCUGCGCCUAUGUUGUCGUGUACUGGGCGCGCAUCGCUAAGGUCAAGAGCAUGUCCACUGACGUACCUGACACAGUGUAUGGUAAUCCCGUGCAGCCCCUUGAUGGCACUGUGGUAGUUGGAGUGCCCCCUCAGGCUCCAGAGGCCAACGGCUCUUCAGGGAAAGUAUCGAAUGUUUGAUUUCGGACUCGAAUCAUUCUCGGCCCUCACAUGUCGCUUCUGGUGGCACCCGUCGAGUGCAAGGCCGCGCGGCGAAUCCGCAUGCCAUCUAUGUAGCCAACUACACCAACGCAUAUGUUGUUUGUUGGCGAUAUGUCGAGGGAAGCUUGGCUGGCAUCGGGUAUCAAUCCAGCCGUCCUCCUGCAUGCUCUUGUUUACAGUCGAUUUGUAAGGCUAGGUUGUUCUGUGGAGCAGAGUGACUUGCCAGGCAUCUGGUGCAGCAUGCCACAAAAGCUGGGGCGAAGUACGUUGUAUGCGCUGAGUGUUUGGAGGUGGAGGUUGUGUGUAGGCAGAGGAAUUCUGCUUAAUGUGCAUAUGCCGUAUAGACCGACGACGCGUUCGGCGAACCACAGCCGCCCCCUGCAUGUUGGAAAUGCACAUGUGGCCGAACGUUGGGCCGAAGCCUUGCUAAGCUAUUGUAUCAUGCGUUCCACGAGCCGUUUUGGAAACCCUGUGGGC